Molecule: messenger RNA, 2047 nt
Organism: Orbicella faveolata
Lineage: Eukaryota; Metazoa; Cnidaria; Anthozoa; Scleractinia; Merulinidae
Biological process (GO): mitotic G2 DNA damage checkpoint signaling
Cellular component (GO): nucleus
Molecular function (GO): chromatin binding
Source: RefSeq, a predicted model, not a curated record
AAUCUUAUAAGUAUGGUACAAGAAUUUAUUAUCCUCAGGUGUUUUUCCUGCAUGACUUUUCAGGUCCAUCAAGUAAAGAAGAGUAAAAAAUGGGCAUGCAAAGUUUGUGGAGAGAAGCAGUCAGUCAAAAAAGUUUAUGCCCAAGGCAGUGGUCUGGACUGCCGUAAACAUGUCCAGAAAUUAAAUAUGAAGUGCGGAGAAGCACAAAAGGCAGAAAACUUGGCUUAUGGCAGUACUGAAAGUGCUGACUUCUGCAAAUGUUCAGAGAAAACCAAUAUUAUAGGCAGUGUUGACAACAGCCAAAUCACAAAUCAUGGGGAUAACACGGGAUUGAGCAAAUGGGAGAAGUUCUUAGAGCUCAAUUCUAGUGAUGAUAAUGGUUUAGAUUAUUUCAAUGGCUUCAAUGUGACAACAGAAAGGGAUGUAUUUGAUAAAGCUUCAUCAAGAGGAAAGAGAAAAUGGCAUUUUGGUAGAUCAAGCACCUAUCCUACGGGAAAAAGAUCUAAAAACAACAAUAAAAAGGAACAAGGCAGUAUUACUGAUACAGACUGGUUAAAUAUCAAUAAUGCUACUGAAAAAACUCAACAUCAUUCUCAGAAACAAUUUUACUCAGAUACAGGGAUGCAAAAGCCCUCACCUUAUACUCUUGGAUGUUACGAUGUAGCAUCUAAGGAAUGCCAUUAUAUAUAUCCAUCUCAUAGCGGCGGAGUGCUCCCUUAUAGAAAUUUAUGGUCAAAUACCCAAACUAGCCAUGCCAAAUGCAAUAUUUAUUUUGCUAAAGCUACCCGAGAUCCCACCCCAUUAAAGAUGUCGAGUUUUGUGGGUGGUACACAAGAGAAGCCUUCUCUCAGUUCAUCAAAAUGGGCAAAGUUUAUGCCUAGCCCCUCAGUACAAAACCAAUCUUGUGUCACCCUGGCAGAGAACUCUCUCUCAUGUUCCGUCACACCAGAUAAUAAAUACAAUGACAACAGUGGACGUGAUGGUGAUUUAGGUGAGCAAGGGAGUAAAAGCCAAGACAGACAGUGCAACUCUCUGCAGGUUCAAGAUUUGUUUAAAGUUGAUGAUGACCUAGACGAGGAGUGGUGGAAUUCCAUGUGAAUGAAGCCAAUAACAAUUAAAUUUAAACAUAUUGAUUGUUUUAUUUCACAUUUUAGAACUUUCAAAUGUGCUGUAUUAUUGGAAUAGCAUUUACAGAUAACUCUUACCUUCUUUUAAUAGUAAAAUUUCAUUGACGAGUAUGUUAGAAAACAUUGUUUGUGUGUGCACUGAUAGCCCAAGAACAAGAUAAGGUCAAGUGAAAAUGAAUGCCAAUACAAACCUAAGGACGAUUUUUUCUCAUUCAAACAUAUUCCAAACAUAGAAGAUUGCCAUGUGUUUAUGCUGUGUCAUGUUUUCACAUGGCAUGUGGUGAGUGUAAGGCUUAGCGUGAAUGCAAGCCCAAGGAAAGGAAAAAUUUUGAUUCUUGAGCUUGCACUUGUGCAAGGGCUCUAUAUGCUUGAGAUGGUUUUGCCUUGCUAGUGAAAACCAGGUUAUUCAUAUCACAAUGUUUCCAACUCAAACAUAGGGGAAAAGAAGUUCUCAAGUAAAAAUUGAGUUUCUGACUAUGUAGUGACCAGUGUAAUUAUUCAGGAAGCAUCGUACCUCCUGGAGGUUUGGAGAAGCCUCAGUCUGGUCAGAGCGUAUCAAUGUGAUACAAAGAGCUUAUCAAUGUGUACAAAUUGUGCAGAAACAAGAGUAUGUCCAAAUAGAAGGGUGCUUGUAUCCAUCCUUGCAGACCCUGCAGGGGCUGCUAGUUGGGACGAUGUGAUAUUUUUGGGUGAGCGAUAUUUUUGGGCGAAAGUUUACUUCAAGAGCAGAGGAGCCCCGCUCUUGAAGUAAAUUUUUGCCCGAAAGUAUCUCUUGCCCAAAAUAUCGCUUUGUUUCGACAAGCAGCCCCUGGGUCUCUGAGGAUGGGUGCUAUUGAAAUCUGUCCUUUGAGAAACCCUUUCACUUUACCUUGUUAAUCGUAUCUAUAACAAAAUUCUUGAUUGUGAUUGGUUCUCCACGC